UUUGUAAAGUCCAUUUUAUUUACUUUUUAUGUUAUUGCUUAUACAAGCAUACUCAUAAAUAUUUUACCUCAAUAGGUUCUAAAUAUUUGGUAAUGGGAAAUAUAAAGUAUAAUAGACUCAAUGAUUUAAUAUUAAGGUAAUUCUUAUUAUAGUAUUAGUAAUAAAAAUAUUCUACCAUGAUUAGAAGGCAAAUUAGAUAUGAGGGAAAUAAUCAAUAAAAUCUCCUCGAUUUAGGAAUGGCCAUUCAAUUGAAUACUAAAGAUCUAAAAUCUCAUUGUAAUACAAGUAAUGAAUACGAUAUAUCUUAUAAGGUUUAGCGCUUUUUGAUUAUUUAAAAGUAAAGGAUCUGGUUUCAUAGAAUUCUUUAGGCUGUCAAUUUAACAAUAACUUUAUUUGUGUAAUAAAAUAUUUCAUUUGCUUCUACAAAAGGCUCCGCUGAUAUAUUUUAAAAAAGAAUUAAUCUGGAGGAAUUGUUUUUAUUAAAUCAAUAAAACAAUUCAAAAUGAUAUUAAUUGAUUAAAAUUCGAUAUUUUAACAUAAUCUUAACCCUAAUUAGAUUAGUCAAUUGUAGAUACCAUUUAAGAGAGUGUAAUCGAUAAUUUGCAAUACUUAUAAGGGUUACAAUACUUGUGG
Paramecium primaurelia is the source of this 633-nucleotide messenger RNA. The record is from the annotation of a GenBank genome assembly. NCBI's taxonomy places the organism in Eukaryota, Ciliophora, Oligohymenophorea, Peniculida, Parameciidae.